UACUGGAGUGGUAGAAAUAGAGCGAAUAAUUCAUUAAAUUAAGGCAAUUUCCGUGAACGAUGGUGUUCAAGUGUGUUUUGUACGGGUGCAGUAAGGGUCCAGAGAAGAAUAUAAGAUCUCUGCAUGAAUUUCCAAGCGGUACGGCGACGAGAAGAGCGUGGAAAAGGUUUGUGAACCGGACAAGGGAUCGAUGGAAGGGCCCAUCCAAAUCGUCUCGAAUUUGUAGUGAGCAUUUUGAGAGAGGUUGCUUCACUAACUUUAUGGCUUGGAGUACUGGAUAUGUCUCCAAGUUGGAGAUGAAGCCAAAUCAAUGCCCUACAAUAUACCCAGAGGGAACCUGCUCUACUUUGGCAUCACCGGCCACCACAUCCAGGAACAUGAACAAUGCUCCCCCUGAUCAUGCUGAUCUGAUGAUGAUGUCGCCUUGGGGUAGGGCUACCGGUAGGUCUGCUAGGCCUAUGCCAACGAUGAUGCCUAUGGCGGGGCCUGGCCCUGGGCAUGCUGGGAUGCUGUCACCACUGCCACCAAUGACUAUGAUGAGCCCAUCUACUCCAAGACCAAGCAGUAGGCCUACUACAACUCCAGAACCACUGCCAACCUUGUCCUUGCCAACUGCAGUGACACCAACAGUCUUCACUACGCCUUCGCCCAUGAUGACAGGAUGCAAAAGGACGGCUUCUGCUACACCAACCCCUAAUACUAAUAGUACUAAUCAGCCAAAGAAAGCUCGCCCAGCUGUCAGAAAAUUGGAGCUGAUGAGGAUUGUUUCAUCAUAUGAAGAGGCAGAAGCUGAAACUACAGAACCAGCACCCUUGCCAGACAUGACAGAAGAAGACUUACCAGCUGACCCGUACUUGGAACCUGGGAUGGUAAAUGCAUCAACACAAUGUGAUCAGAUCAAGAGCAAAACGAGAACUGUGCGAUGCCAGGCCAACUUCAUGCCGAGUGUCAGAAGACCUCCCCACAGGAGUAAAGGAUGUCAAAUUGAGCCAGCCAAAGCUGAAGUUGGUGUGAAUUGCACUCUGCUGCGAAAUACUGCCACUGCCACAACAGAUCAUGACACAGACAUGGAACCAGACAGUGAAGAUGAUGACACCCUAGAUGAUGACGCUAUGGAUGUCAGCAUGUACGAGCCAGGCAAGGAUGAGGAAAUGCUUGAAAAUGACAACUUCAAUUUCACCUCGGGUUCUCAUGUGGCGGAAGAGAAGUUUAUAGUGUUCAAAAGCUGCCUUUGGGAACUUUUUGCAUCCUGCCCAAAUUGCAGCAAGCCCUGUCGUGUGGAGGAGAGGUACCGGAAAGGGACCAAGGUUGCAAUAACACAGCACUGCCCAGACUGUGCCUACGAUCGGGAAUGGUCAUCCCAGCCAUCUUACCGUGGUAACAUACCUGCUGGAAACCUCCAACUGAGUGGAGCAAUUCUCUUCACUGGUGUGUCUCCGACCAAGACACUGAGGGUGCUGAAGGCGAUGAACGUUGUUGGUACAUCGACAUCAACGUACCAUAACCACAUGACACGGUUCCUGGUUCCAACAGUUCUAACGACAUGGGAAGAGGAACAACUGAAACUGUUUGCUCUUUUGAAAUCUAUGGAAGAUGGGCUGACACUUGGUGGUGAUGGACGAUCGGACUCACCUGGGCAUUGUGCCAAGUAUGGAUCCUACACCAUACUUGAGGAGAGGAUCAACAAGAUUAUUCACCAAGAGUUGGUUCAGAGUAAUGAGCCUGGUAUAAAGAACAGUGGUGCCAUGGAGAAGGAAGGCUUGAUACGGUCUUUUGCAAAGCUCAAAGAUGAAGCGGAAUUGGCGAUAGAGUAC
This is a messenger RNA of Lineus longissimus, 1814 nucleotides long. RefSeq lists its product as uncharacterized. The transcript is spliced from 5 exons. The annotation marks the transcript as partial. The record is from RefSeq and is a predicted model, not a curated record. NCBI's taxonomy places the organism in Eukaryota, Metazoa, Nemertea, Pilidiophora, Heteronemertea, Lineidae.